Molecule: messenger RNA, 3062 nt
Organism: Paecilomyces variotii
Lineage: Eukaryota; Fungi; Ascomycota; Eurotiomycetes; Eurotiales; Thermoascaceae
Product: putative serine/threonine protein kinase
Exons: 4
Coding region: 153-2687 (844 amino acids)
Biological process (GO): protein phosphorylation
Molecular function (GO): protein kinase activity; ATP binding
Source: RefSeq, a predicted model, not a curated record
AUUUUGCCGCUGCUGGAACUCCGCUCCGUCACCCACAGCCAUCUGUCUUAGCGAAUAUCUCUGCCUUGACACGCGCAAUUCCUGAAUCACCUACUCCGCUGUCACGAAAUCAUCCUGCCAUUCCCAGUCCUGCUCCUUUUUGGUCUUCCAACAUGGAUUCCUCACGUUCGUCGGCGCGUAUUUCGCGUACUUCACGUCUUCUCGACCCUGCCAUGAUGGCAAUCACCAAGCAAAAAGCUGAAGCCAUGAGGCUAGCAAAAGAGCAAGCUGCUGCUGUGCAGGAAAUGUGCCGUCGAGCCAAGACGGAUGUCCCUAACUACGAAUUCGAAGAGCUCAUUGGAAAGGGUGCCUAUGGUCGGGUUUACAAAGGCCGUCAAUUGCCGUCUCGUCAACUAGUAGCAAUCAAAGUCAUGGAUAUUGACACGCUUGACUACAAGUCGAUUCGAGACAUGAAGGACGAGUCAAUCAAGGACUUCAUCCACGAGACCAAGGUCAUGCAGCAAGUCAAGGACGCAGGAGCAAAGAACAUCAAUAUGCUUAUUGAAGCGAUUUCUAUCCACUCUCAACUGUGGUUGGUCUGCGAAUACUGCCCAGGUGGAAGCGUCAAGACCCUGAUGCGAGCCACGGGUGAUAAACUCGAGGAGAGAUUUAUCAUCUCGAUCGCCCGUGAGCUUGCAGAGGGGUUGCGAGCUAUCCACGACGCGGGAAUCAUCCAUCGGGAUGUAAAGGCCGCAAAUAUCCUCAUCCAUGAGGAGGGGAGAUUACAGAUCUGCGACUUCGGUGUCGCGGGGGUUUUGCAAUCCAAGCUGGACAAGCGGUCCACUUGGAUUGGCACCCCCCACUGGAUGCCGCCAGAGAUGUUUUCGACCCGUGGUGGGGGCGCGCACCAGUACGGGAGCGAGAUCGACGUCUGGGCGUACGGCUGCACGCUCUACGAGAUCGCAAGGGGGAAUCCCCCCAAUGCGGGUCUACGAGAGCCGAUGCAGAUCGGACGCCAGCUGACGAGAAUCGCUCCCAAGCUGGAGGGUGACGGGUUCAGCAGCCAAUUGAAGGACCUUGUGUCCUUCGCCCUGAACUCCGAUCCCAUGACGCGCCCCACGAUGGCGGAUAUCCUGGAGCACGAGUACAUCGCCAAUUCGGCCGAGGCGUAUCCCACCUCGUCGCUGAGUGAGCUGGUACGUAUUUACUACCAGUGGGCUCAACGAGGUGGGCAGCGCAUCUCCCUGUUCAACCCAGGGGGUGCCAUGGCUGCUGAGUUCCCCGGUGACAAUGAGUCCUUCGAGGACUGGAACUUCAGCACCACGGACGGUUUCGAAAAGCGGUACUCAAUCAUCGAUCUCGACGAGCUUUCCGCCUCCCUGGCCGAACUUGAAGGGGAGAUGACCCCCAUGGCUCAGCAGCCCGAGCGGAGCCUGUUCGACGACCCUCCCAGUACCGAAAUGUCUGCGGAGGAGAAGCUCAACUUCGACGAACGGGUGAAGCGAGGUGCUGCGGCCAUGGAAGGUCUUUUCAACGAGGAAAUGCCGACGUACAAGUACGAGACGAAGAAUGAUUUCGUGCCCGUGGAAGCCCAGCAAAGAUACUCCGACCUCCCGCUCCGAACAGACACAGACCGUUCGUCCGUCAUGUCUACUUUCAUUGACAUGGACCUUGGCUCGUUCGAUUCUGCCCACUACGCCGCUGGUUCUGCUGCCAACCACCCGUUCCAGCUGGCUGACGCAGAUACCAUUCGUGCCAACAGAUCGAGCCUUCGUCGUAACGAGGAUCAGUCACGUUCGCGGUUGAGCAACAUGGAGAGCGGCGACCACCAGGAGACCCCAUCGUACCAGCCACAGACAGGCCCCCGCCCGCCAACAAUGGAGUGGACGUUUCCAGCAUGUACGCAACCGUCCACUGAAGACAACACCGCAGAGCAGCAGACGACCGUCGCUGCCACAGACCCCCAGACAGAAAAACGAGCCACCAUGGAGUGGUCGUUUCCCGUCAUGACACCAGCUGAUAACAGUCAGGACGUCGUCGCUGGUCGUCAAGAAGACACCCUCAGAGCGCCAGUGAAUCAGCCACUGACCAGUCGCCUACGUGGACAAGGUGACAGCACGGAUGACUCUCGUCCUUCUACCGCGCAAUCCGGUGCUUCCAUUACUUCCGAGACCGACUAUGAUCCUUUCCGUUUUGACCGUGGUUCUACACCUCCACGGAAUGGUCCUCCAGGGAGACACAGAACGCCCAUUUCGGGUAACGCUUCAGAUGACGACAUUGGAUCUCCAGGAGAUGUCCUCGAACAAUCCGUUAUUCUUGAUGGACCUGGUCCAGAUGAGGAAGAAAACGACGUGGUUCACUCCCCAUACUGGUCUGAGCAAUACCAUCCUAAUCUUCCUACCGCUCGUCCAGAUGGUCCUUCGCAAGCUGCAGGGUUUGGGCCGUCUCGCCGUUCAGAACAGACAUCGCUUUCUGGAACGACGGUCACGAGCAACCUGCCACACAUCACCUUCCCCGAGAUCCGUCCUCCAAGCGCUGAGAGCUUGACUGAAGGUGCCGAUGAAUCGGUUGUUUCAACAGAGCUUGACAGAUUGCUAGGUGAUUUCCUUAGUGCUCUAUCUGCGACAGGAGAAGCGCUAGCUACGGUCAGCACUGAGCCAACCCGCUAUCGAAACGCGAGUGCCAACCGCAACGGAACUGAGCAGUGAGAAUACUCACUUGUAUCCGAGCUAAUAGCCCCUAACAACCACACAUGCGGUCAACGAAACAUCAUAACAUGAUUUCUUCUUUUACCUGUUUUCACGAAUCUCGAAGUUACCGAGAACAUUGCAUGCAUGAGCCACGAAUGAAAAGUUUCUUUUCGAUGAAGACCGCAUUUAGGUCCUUCUUGGGUGGUUACGAUUGAAUUCGAUUCAUCUUUGGUGAUGGCGUUGAGGACACGAGUGAUUGGCCGAUGGCCAGAUGGGAUCAUGGCGUUGGUGGUGGGAUUGAUUGUUGUUUUUGAAAUUUGUAAUUCCUGAAUAUGUAUUACGAGGAUCAUCCAUGAGAUCGUUAAUUAAGUGUUUGCUGAUGAGAUCUACAAC